AUGAUUUUGUUCACUUAUAUGCUCUCUAUUGUCAACUUCAUUCACUUUGAUCUGGUCACUGAUAUUUUCGGCAAGUUCUUUCCGGCUAGGUUUACUUUUCUGCGUAUCAUCUACAAGUGGUAUGUGGAUUGGAUUGACUUUGAACAACCAGCCCCAAGUUUACUGAAUGCUAUGGUCUCUAUGUCUGUAAUAUCUACGUUCUUGUCACCAGUUACAGUUGACUAUGAACCCUAUAGUGAGAAGGCUCUGCUUCAAGUUGGUUUAGCUGGUUUGCUUUUGCUCAAACCAUUGUAUUUGAAAUGUCAAAUUGAUUAG
This is a messenger RNA of Saccharomycopsis crataegensis, 315 nucleotides long. RefSeq lists its product as uncharacterized. The record is from RefSeq and is a predicted model, not a curated record. Gene Ontology annotation, molecular function: proton-transporting ATPase activity, rotational mechanism. The coding region runs from base 1 to 315 and encodes 104 amino acids. NCBI's taxonomy places the organism in Eukaryota, Fungi, Ascomycota, Saccharomycetes, Ascoideales, Saccharomycopsidaceae. Gene Ontology annotation, cellular component: proton-transporting V-type ATPase, V0 domain. The transcript is spliced from 2 exons. Gene Ontology annotation, biological process: proton transmembrane transport.